This is a messenger RNA of Ceutorhynchus assimilis (cabbage seed weevil), 630 nucleotides long. Lineage: Eukaryota; Metazoa; Arthropoda; Insecta; Coleoptera; Curculionidae. The record is from the annotation of a GenBank genome assembly.
ACCUUUAUUAUGUUAACACAAUUGUCAAAAUGUCAAAAAAUUUAAAUUAAAAAGUAAAGAAAUCCCAAAUAAUUUCUUUAUUCAAAUUUUUUAUUGUAAAAGAGUAUAUUUCCAAAAUGAAGAAAAAUCCAACUGAAGAUCCGAGAAGAUCCCGAGAUGGAGUUCUGCGUCAAAUCGUUAAACUGUUCAUGAAAUCAAAAUUUAAUGCACCCGCUGAUGGCCAAGUGCAGCGCUUGAGAAGAGGUAGAAUUACGAGAAACCCGUUUCUCAAUUUCAUGAGAGAUGUGCGUAAAAGUAUCAGAGGUGUGAGCCCCUUAGAAUUAUCGGUUAAGGGGGCAAUAAUAUGGCGAAGUAUGUCGCAACACGAAAAAGAGCCUUAUCAGCAAAUGGCCAGGCAAGCCCGGAAAAUUAUCAGAAGACCAAGGAUACGUCGUCAAGAGAGUGAUGAUUUUGAGAGAUCGGAAAGACGUGCUAGAGAAUACCAUACUGAAGCCAAACGCAGAGGAAGUAGAAGACGGAGAAAGCGUAGACGCAGAAGCAGAUCAAGAAUUCACAGAAGGCAUUAACUUUUUUUUUCAAAAAAUUUUGUCCAAAUUAUGGUUGAAAUAAAAAGUACUUUUUUUAAUGUAA